UUCAUCAAUCCAUUUAUUAUUACCAACAUCUCAAAAAUAUCUUUUCUCUCUUGCAUCCAAAUACCCAAAAGUCAAGAGUAGAUUAAACUAAUGGCCGGAAUCGGACCUUUGACUCAAGAUUGGGAGCCCGUCGUUAUUCGUAAAAAAGCCCCUACCGCCGCCGCCAAGAAGGAUGAGAAAGUCGUUAACGCCGCCCGCCGUGCCGGUGCCGAGAUCGAGUCCAUCAAAAAAUCAAAUGCUGGGACGAAUAGGGCGGCAUCAAGUAGUACUUCUUUGAACACAAGGAAGCUCGAUGAAGACACUGAGAAUCUUGCUCAUGACCGAGUGCCAACUGAGCUAAAGAAAGCCAUCAUGCAAGCUCGAAUGGAUAAGAAACUUACCCAGGCUCAACUUGCUCAGAUGAUCAAUGAGAAGCCCCAGAUUAUACAGGAGUAUGAAUCCGGAAAAGCCAUCCCUAAUCAACAAAUAAUUGGUAAACUGGAGAGGGCUCUUGGUGCAAAGCUGCGAGGGAAGAAGUGAGUGAGCAAGAGUCUCGUAGAAAGAACAAACAGAACUUGAAUAUCGCGCAGAAUCUUGAGUCCUAAAACUUGGUGAUGUAAAUGACUGUUUUAUGCCGUUAUUAUGGGUCGCUUGUAAGAACACUGUUUUUGACUUUGUGUGAUGACUUUGUCUGCCACUGCUUAUGAAAUGAAGUUUGUGUGUGUUCUUGACUGUAA
Messenger RNA from Gossypium raimondii (Peruvian cotton), 716 nucleotides. Its product is annotated as multiprotein-bridging factor 1b. Gene Ontology annotation, molecular function: DNA binding. Gene Ontology annotation, cellular component: nucleus. The transcript has 4 exons. The record is from RefSeq and is a predicted model, not a curated record. Lineage: Eukaryota; Viridiplantae; Streptophyta; Magnoliopsida; Malvales; Malvaceae. Bases 91 to 519 code for a protein of 142 amino acids.